Podarcis muralis (Common wall lizard) is the source of this 10486-nucleotide messenger RNA. RefSeq names its product oxysterol binding protein like 3 (gene OSBPL3). Gene Ontology annotation, cellular component: perinuclear endoplasmic reticulum; nuclear membrane; plasma membrane. NCBI's taxonomy places the organism in Eukaryota, Metazoa, Chordata, Lepidosauria, Squamata, Lacertidae. Gene Ontology annotation, molecular function: cholesterol binding. The record is from RefSeq and is a predicted model, not a curated record.
CUAGAAUGGUGUGUUCAUCCGACCGAGCCGCACUUCAAAGAAUGGGAAAUAUUGCAUGCGUUUUGUGGUGCAAAUCCGAAGUAAUUAUGGAAACUGUAAAUCGCUAAGCUCAGGAAGAGGUGCAGUAAAGCUGGUUUGGGAUUAGUUUGUUGCAUUGAAAUCCUGACUCUGUGCUGUAACAGGGAAGCGUUCUCCCGACUCUAAAUCAUGCCUCUUCGCCUUGGCCAGUUUAAGCCCACCUUUCGGGUUAAGCACCUUUGCCUCUGUUCAUCCGGGUGAACUGCGAUCGCACGCGAAAGUCUUGCCCCAGGGUGACGGGUGCCUCGACUCGCUCUCCUUGGUGCCGGCCCGCCCGCGCCGCAUCUCCUCUUCCUACCUGUCCGAGAAACAUGGCUCACUGACAUCAUGGAAACACCCGACGGCUGCCCGCGAAAGCGCGAGCGAACGCCGCCUUGGCGCUGAUCCGUCUGGAGAUUCCCCUUGGUCAGCGCCGCUGUCAAUCAACCGAGACGAUUCUUUGCCCUCUCCGGAACCUCCCUGGGAGGAACCAAGCUGGGUCUGGCCGAGAGGCUCCGCCCCUUUCUCGCUGCCGAAGGGAGUAGCAGGGACCAGGCAGGUAGAGCUGCUUAGAGGGUGCAUCUUUGUGUUUGUCGCUCCCGCCCGCUUCGUUGUCGUGGCCGUCUGCCUGUCAGUGGCUUCUCUGACUCCUGGCUGUGCUUUGGCAGGUUGCUCAGAGGUGAGGAAAAGCCGCUUGGAUCUCGCUCCCUCCAAGCCCUGCCUGCGGUGGGGGCACAACCGCGGCUCGGAAGAGCUUACUUUAUAGCCCGACUGAUGCUUGCGAUCGCUGUCAGUUCCCAGGAAUUUCCUUUGAGCACCACUGGAAUGCAUUUGGAGAUGCGAUGACUCUUGCCUUUCCCUCCCAUGUCUUCUCGUUUUGUCGUUGAAUUGGUACAGAAGAAACUCUUUCGGAGACCAUGACUGAAGAAAAGAAUCUUGGUGUGUCUCAGAAAGUCUUGUCGCCUUCAAGAAGUACCAGCAGCUGCUCCUCUAAGCAGGGGAGUAGACAGGACAGCUGGGAAAUUGUAGAAGGACUGCGGGGAGCCAUGAAUUACACGCAGGAACCACCGAAACAGGAAGGCUACCUGCUGAAAAAGAGGAAAUGGCCUCUGAAAGGUUGGCACAAGAGAUGCUUCUUUCUGGAUAAAGGGAUUUUGAAGUAUGCAAAGAGCCCAGCUGACAUAGCACGAGGGAAGCUGCAUGGGUGUAUAGACGUUGGGCUUUCGGUGAUGUCCGUGAAGAAGUCAACAAAAUGUAUAGAUCUGGAUACAGAAGAACACAUUUAUCAUUUAAAGGCAAAAUCUCAGGAAGUCUUUGAUGAAUGGGUAGCAAAGCUGCGCCAUCAUAGAAUGUAUCGUCAAAAUGAAAUUUCCAUGUUUCCGCAUGACAUCAACAACCAUUUCUUUCCAGCAUCAGCUUCUGUUACAGACUCCGUAACUGGCUUUCUGGAAUCCACGGCAAGCAGAAAGCGAGGCAGCAUGACUCAGCAGAAUUCAUUGCAGACUGGAAGUAGUAUGUCAUUCUCCUGCUCAAACAAUGACUCAAGGAUCCCACCUUGGCUGCAGUCUUCGGAGGAUAUGGAAAGAUGUUCAAAAGACCUCUCCCACUGUCAUAACUAUCUGCUGGAAAUGAGCCAGCUUCUGCAAAGCAUGGAAGUUCUCCACAGGACAUACUCAGCGCCCGCCAUAAAUGCCAUGCAGGGCAUCCCCUUUGAAAGUCCUAAAAAGGAAAAAAGAACACACAGGAGGUGGCGUUCCCGAGGUCUUAGUAAAGAUGCGAAAGGAAUGUUGCAGCCUAGCAAUCCCAGCACCCCUUACCUUUUCCUUCCCCAUACCUCCAAUCCUCUGAAUUCAGCAAGGCAUUUAAUGAGGAGCAUGAGCACAUCCUUUCAGGUACCAACUGUUCUUUCUGCUCCAUUGAGACUGCACGCUUCCAACCCCAAUUUAUCCACACUAGAUUUUGGCGAAGAGAAAAUUUACUCUAAUGGUUCCGAAACCACAUCGGAAUUCUCUAAAAUGCAAGAGGACUUGUGUCACAUAGCACACAAAGUGUACUUCACCUUAAAGUCGGCUUUCAGUACAAUCUCGACGGAGAGAGAGAAGCUGCAGCAGAUGUUUGAACAUGAUUCAGCCUCAUCUCCAUCUGCGCAAAUAGCUGGACUGAAGAAUGCCUUAUCAUCUGCCAUAGCACAAAACACAGAUCUUAAAGACCGGUUACGCAGAAUACAUGCCGAAUCUGUGCUUCUUGAUUCAGCAGCUAAUGCAAAAUCCAGCCCUGAUUUGGCAAAGGAAAACUCGGACGACGAGAGCAGGGCUCUAGUUCACCAGCUUUCCAACGAAAGUCGGCUGUCUAUAACGGAUUCGCUCACCGAGUUUUUUGAUGCUCAGGAAGUCUUGCUGUCUGCCAGCUCUUCAGAAAACGAGGUAUCUGAUGAUGAUUCAUACGCCAGUGAUGUGAGUGAUAACAUCUCCGAAGACAACCUGAGUAACGACAUAGAGAAUGAAAGGCAAACCCUCGACAGUGUUCCCGACGACAGCUUGGAAUGCCAUUCCAAGCGGAGGACAUGUCUGCCGGCUCCGUGUCCCAACACUAGUAACAUCAGCCUCUGGAACAUUUUGCGGAACAACAUCGGGAAAGACCUCUCCAAGGUGGCCAUGCCAGUGGAGCUGAACGAACCGCUGAACACUUUGCAGCGCCUCUGCGAGGAAUUGGAGUACAGCGAGUUGUUGGAUAAAGCGGCACGUACGCCCAACCUGUUUGAGAGGAUGGUAUAUGUGGCUGCUUUUGCCGUAUCUGCUUAUGCAUCCAGUUACUACAGAGCUGGAAGUAAGCCAUUUAAUCCUGUGCUUGGAGAAACCUACGAAUGUAUCCGAGAAGAUAAAGGCUUUCAGUUUUUUGCUGAACAGGUCAGUCACCACCCACCUAUAUCUGCAUGUCAUGCUGAAUCUGAUAACUUUGUGUUUUGGCAAGAUAUCAGAUGGAAAAACAAAUUCUGGGGGAAAUCCAUGGAAAUUGUGCCAGUUGGUACAACACAUGUAAUUUUGCCAGCCUAUAAGGACCAUUAUGAAUGGAAUAAGGUGACAUCUUGCAUUCAUAAUAUAUUAAGUGGACAGCGGUGGAUAGAACACUAUGGGGAGAUCAUAAUCAAGAAUCUGAAUGACCACAGCUGUCUCUGCAAACUUACUUUUGUAAAGACAAAAUACUGGAAUCACAAUGUACAUGAGAUUGAAGGAAAUGUUUUGGACAAAAAUGGGAAAGUAGUACAUCGUAUUUUUGGGAAAUGGCAUGAGAAUAUAUACUGCGGAACACCAUCUUCGCCAAAGUGCAUCUGGAGAGCAAAUCCAAUGCCAAAAGAUUAUGAACAGUGGUAUGGUUUCACACAGUUUGCAUUAGAAUUAAAUGAAUUGGACCCGCUCACUAGGCCUCUGUUACCAUCUACUGAUACCCGAUUUAGACCAGACCAAAGGCUCCUAGAGGAAGGGAAUAUUGAAGGAGCAGAAAUGCAAAAACAAAGGAUUGAGCAGCUACAGAGAGAGCGGCGGAAAGUUCUAGAAGAAAACAAUAUGGAGCAUCAGCCUAGAUUUUUCAGGAAAUCUGAAGAUGACUCCUGGGUCAGCAAUGGAACUUAUCUAGAACUUAGAAAAAACCCUGGCUUUUCCAAGGUGGAUAAUGCUGUCUUAUGGUGAAAAAACAAAAACAAACGAAAAGGACAUUAUAGCUGCUGUUUCUCUGAUUAUAAGAAUGGAAAUGCUGCGUAUCACCAUAACCUUCUAGACUCCUGCUUGAUUUAGAUUUUUGACAAGCACAUUUGUGUUACUCUGUUUGUCUUUUGCUAUUUUGAUAGUAACCAUGAUUUAUUUGAAUGUACAAAAAACUCUAAUUUUCUUGACAUAUAUAUUUAAUAAAUGAUUGUUGAAUGUUAUCUCUGAAAGGGUGGGGUGGGGUGGGGAGAGAAGCUUUAACACUAUUUUUUCCAAAGGAUGAUGCAAGUUCAGAUUUAAUGCCUUAUUGAGUUCUGUGAUAAACAGUAUUGGCCAGGAACUUUCAGCCGCACUACAGUAACUGAAUGGAGGCAGCUGAUCCCACCCCACAAGAUGUCAGUAAGCUAACCAAAGCCAGAGUGAGUGUGUUUCUGUCUCUUGCCUGAGAUUCCAUCUCAGUUACUGAUCUUUUGGGAAUCUUUUUUGUGGUUUGGAUUUGCUUUGUUUUUGAGCACAUGGGCAGAUCAAUGCAUAAUACCACCAAUCGGGGUUGGAUGAGAUGGCGAUGUUUCUUCACCCAGUUCUGCCUAGCUGUGCUGGGCACUGCUACCAUGGAGUGGCUAGCUGCACCCACCUCAACUGUGGAUGAGCAGAAGGCACUCCUGUGGAAUCCCUGCUGGCAGUAGCGGCUAUAUAUCCCCGAAUCGGGAGCAGAGCUGCAUAAGCUAAAGUUCGCUUGGAUCCUCAGCCAGUCCAGCCACCAGUUACUUGUGGAAACGGGCCCAAUCUGGGCCUCUCUGCUGUACCAGCCUGGAGCUGGUAUAAUAAGGAAGCAAAAUUGUUGUUGUCCCUACCCUAGCUGCCAUUGGGCUCUGGGAUGCAGCGGUCGGUCUUCACUGCUGUUUAGCCCUUACAUUGCAGCCUGCUGGCGGUCUGGAUUGCUCCUGUUCUUUUUAUUCCAUUAGCUAACCCAUUCCAAGAAAGUAGUACUAAGCGGUAGUAGCAUUGAUGGUUCUACUGCCUUACAAGCAAGCAAAAGGACACAGACACCUAGGAACUUCUCUUAUGCCUUGUUGACCUUUAUGGAAGCUGGACCACUGCAGACUUCAGCAGGGCUCGCACAGUGGAAGUUCCAAGUGGAAUGUGUCCCAGAUUUGGCAUAUAUGAAUCAUGCUGUGUAGACUGAACUUUUGAGGCACAGUCCAACCAAAGUUAGCGAUGGCUUAAUUCAUAUUAAAAUCCAAUAGAAAAGCUGUUCGUUGCGAGCAGCUACCUUUUCCUAGAAAGUACCAUUUGGUUAAAUGCAAUUUAGUGGUACUCCUAAACAGAGCUUGUGGGUAAAAAAAUAAUGACCAAAUGGAAAAGAAACACGGUUUUCUUUGGGGCUGGCGAUAUCUUUACAGAGCAUGGACUCUUUAUUUCACGAUUCUGGUUUGUUUUUAAUAAGAAGAUCCUGCUAGACAAUUUUUUUAAAAGCCCUCCUUUUUAACUAUUUGCAAAGUAGCUAAAUGUGGUUAAGAGACAGGUGUUUUCUGAAAUAAGAUUUCGGUAUUUUCUACCUCUUCUGAGCAGCACAUUUAUUAUCUUGUAUUAUUAAAAAAAAACCAUCUGCCUUAGAUACAAUGUAUGGAAUAUAUGAUCUUCCUUUACCUGUUUAGUGUUUUAAGGUAAAUAUUUGUCUUGCACUAAAAUGGUUAUGUUUUUCCUAUAUCCUCUCUAUGUAUUCUAAUAUCUUCAUGAGCAUCUUUAGCAUGUUGAAGAAGGAAUCCAAAGUAGACAAAACAGCACUUUGGAAUGUAGGUGGCAGUCUUGUUUGUUUUUCUUUUGUUAAAUCACAGUUUUAAUAUAAUAUCAUGCUAAACAGGAAACAUGUGUGCAGAAAAUUAGAGUCUGAAACACAUACUUCUAUAAGCUUUCAGGUCCAUUGCCUACAAACUGAUGGGAGAGUGGUCCUGGAUUACAGUGUUGAAUGGUACUUUCUGUAAAUUAGUAAAGCAUUCUUUCUUCAUCUUAGUAUGUAGUACAUGUCUUGCAUCCAAGUGCUGUGAACAGAAGUAAAAUACAUUAAUUUGAAUAUGCGUGCGGAGCUUUUCCCUGCGUGAGCUGCCCCAAAUCACUUAUGGCAAAGGGAGCAGCUCCAUACAAGCAUUUUGUCCCACCUGGUUUAGAGCUGUUCCUUCUAAUAAGCGAACAGGUUCAGGCAGGUUUUUCCUGCAUACUGUAUAGCGCACAACUAGAUCACAACUAAUUUAGCUAGACACAAGAUGCAUGAGGACAAGCGUUCGCAACGGCACAAGCACACCACCGUACAAAACUAAAGCUAACAUAGUUAACCAGCUUGUUCUGCAGAUGCACAUUGAUGGAGUGGCGAAAUAGAAAACGUUAAUGACCUUCUGAACUCUCCCAUUUAUAUAUGCCUAAGCAGUCUCAAGGGAAACCAGAUUUUAGCAAAACUGCAUAAACUUUCCAACUGAAGUGGGGGUGGCGAGAACCCCUAAGACAUCAGUUAAUAACUUUUCCAUUCAUUUAUUUAUAAGAUCUUCCAUUACAAUAAUAUCAUGUCUGUCACUCAGCACAACAAUUGCUUGCUGCCUCAUUAAACACUCAGGGUCUAACUAGGCACUAUGUUCACCCCAUAUUUGUGCCCUUAACUGCAAUGGUGGUGUUUUUUAUACAAAUUGGUAGUGUGGGGUGCAGACUCUGAACUAGGACCUUAGCAUGGAGGGUUCAAGGCUUUCAGCCGUUGCCCCCUGCUACAGUCCUGGUUAGGAUCUGGGCGGUCCACACCAGCGAUGUGCAUAAGAAAAAAAUGUUCUCAUUCAUCUCAAUGGAAGCUCUUUUUUAUAGGCAAGUUCCUGGUGUGGGCAGUUCAGAUUAGGAUUAUGGAGAGCGAGGUAAAUAAGGUUACCAGAUUUUUUUCAAUGAAUCCGGGGACACUUUUCAAUUCCCUACUAAAUAGAUUGAUUUUGUCAGGGGACUGAUUUAUAAAUCUGGGGACUUUCCCCAGGAAACGGGGACAUCUGGUAACCGGUAAUGUCCCCCCUCCUAUACUAGAGUCCCGAUGUGAAUUUGGGACCCUAGAUCAAUAUGGAGAUAACAUGCCUAGUUUUUCAUUCAUAUAAAGCAAUGACAGUUAUUCUAACUUUUCUUCCCCACGCCCUUGCAUCCACAUAGCAAUUUACUUGCGGGGGCUCACUAUUUGACAAUAUCACACAUUAUAUAUUUUUUGCACUAAUUGAGAUUUCUUGUAACUUGUAAUUUUCUUGGGGACAAUUUCUUCUAAAAAAAAAUGUAAUUAUUUUCCAGACAAAAAUUAUUCCAUUUUUGGACAGGUUCGCUCUUUCAUUUACAAUCUAUUUAUUUGUAUAUCAUCUCUGGCAUAAAUCAUAUUCCGUGCUUACAGUCAGUUAAGAUUUGGGUAUGUAAUUUUGCCUUGCACUUUCAGAAAUGUCACUGCUGCUUGGCUGCUGCAGUCCUUGGAAACGCUUGUUUCCUUUUGUCUUUUAUUGCUUUGUACAGUUGAAAUGCAGUUUUAAAAAAAAACCAAAACAUUUAAUGCAGCUUUUAAAGAAACAGAUACAAUCAUUGUUCAUAAGCCAAGAGCUUACCGUAAUGCAUGCAUUAGUCAGUUAAUGCUGGGAUAGAACUCUAGGCUCCAAUUCGAAAAGGAACAUUGCUCUGUGCAUUGCUUCAAUUUUUGUUUGCUAGAUUUUGUUUUGGUUUUUAAAAAGAAAGAUUUGCACGCCCUGUGGGUCAGCACGUUCAUUUCGCUGUUUUCUCAAUUUCACAUACAUAGAAUGGGGAACUGGAUGCAUGAUGAAACAGUCAUAAGGUCAGUUCAUCACACACAUUGCAUCACUUAUGACAGAUAGCUUAGCAUCAUUUCAUCUGACCUUUAUCACAUUGACACAGGGCCGUAAUUUCACCUUUUACACACAUAUCAUCCAGCCUUCUGCAAAACCCAUAGCUUUUCUUUUUCAAGGGAGGGCAGAGCCCAUGAAUGCAGCAAUUGAAAUUAAGGGUUUAAUCACGUAUUUUUGUGGUCUUUUAAAUAUUUCCUGCCUGAUCACUUCUUAUUCCCCUGAGUAUAUGCAUAUGGUAAGAGGAAUUUUCAGCCCACCUCACUAGAGCAAAACGUGACAGGUAAAUAUGCCAACGAUCACCACCACCAUAGUAAUUCUGGAUAUUAGUCAGCCUGGUUUUCCAAUAUUUGGGGGAGGAUACUCAAGUAUGGUGCAAGGGCAUGCACACAUCACUUGGUGCUGUCUUAGCCCUUCAGAUCCAGUUAUGUAAUUGGACUGGUCCCACUCCACUGAAAUUUUCCAUGUUCCUAUUAUUACCUGCAAUUACCACCUAAACAAUUAGAUUACUGUAAUUCACUCUAAAGGUGUAAUUAGGUGUGAACCUGCAUGAUUUACGUGCUCUGGCGGUUGCUGGGACCUGGCUGCAUAUCCAUACCAACUCAUCCUAUACAUAUCUGAUAUUAUUUGAGGGCACUUGCAAGUGGAAGGUUUCUGUCAGGUACCUGACAACUGCACUCUGGCACUGGCAGGACUGUCUGUUCCCUUGCUGGUUUCAGCUGCUCCACACUGAUUUGCAGCAUUGGCGCAGGAGGAACAGCAAAUCAAGGAAGGUAAUAGCGCCACUCUCUUCUGCUGUGGUCAGACCACACCUGGAAUACUGCGUCCGAUUCUGGGCACCACAAUUUAAGAAGCAAUGAAGCACCAAACCAGGGGUAGAAGCUUCAGACUAUUCUAUUUGGGUGCUAAGAUUUUUUUAUUAAGUUCUUUUCUGUUUUUGAUACCACAAACUACCAUCUGGAAGCACCGUUAGCAUCUUACCAAUUAAACGUGCAUCCAGAUACUAUUAUUAUUAUUAUUAUUAUUAUUAUUAUUAUUAUUAUUAUUAUUACCACCACUAUAUUUAUAUCCCACCUUUCUCCCAUAACCGGGAAUCACAAAAAUUAAAACAAAUACAAAUGAGGCACACAUAUAGCUAAAAACAUAUUAAAGGUUAUGGUUAAAAAGCAAUUAAACUGUGUUGAAACUGUAUCCAUUCAAAUGCAGACAGUGGGAAGAGGGGACUCAGUACAUCACACUAUUAAGAGCCCUUUCCUUAUAUGCAGUCAAUUCCCAAAAGAACUGGAGGAAUAAAACAGUUUUCACCUGCCAGUGGAAGGACAUCAAGGAGGGAGCCAAUCUAGCCUAUCCAGCAAGGGUGUUCCAAAGCCUGGGAAAUAACAUACGUACAAGUAUAUGAGGUUGGAUCCAAAGGAACUUUCUCUGCAAAAUGUUUGCUGGGGUAGGACAAGUUGAAGCAACUAUCCAGGGCCAGAAUUACUGGUAGCUUGCUCCGGGCAGAACCACCAUUGCAUUGCAUCACUAAAGGAACGAGUUUAAAGAUGAUACAGAUUUGGUUAUGCAAAUUUAGAAAUAAGUAUUAUAAUUUAAUUAGAAAGUCAAUACAUCUUACAGUGGAGAAGACUGUGACCAGGUGAGCUAUCCUGCUGUCCAGGUAUUAAUCGUUGAUGAGCAACUUCAAGGUCUUCUCUGCUCUCCCUUCUUGUUCCUAAAUCUAUAAACCAGACUUGAAUCUGACAGUCCUUCAAACAGAGGGUUCCCUUUUGAGAAAUAGGACACCCUAGUGUCAGGAUAAGACCAUAUCAUUGGUAACCUGGUCUGGGGUGUGCUAACUGACCAUGGCUACAAUCAGGUGGGGUACAAUCAUGUAUCCAUCUAUCCUAACUCUUAUUUUUGAAUUAAUUUGUUCCACCUUUGUCAUUAUUUUGUCAUGUUCAUUCUAAGCUUGGUUCAAAUGUACCAAGCACAGAAUCUCCCCAGUCUGGGGCUGGUACAGAUUUGAUAUAUUGGAUGAGUAAAAGUUAGCUGCUUUUUCUACUGGUCUACAUUUUUUUUCUGUUUUCUGUUACCCUAUAAUACAUAAAUAUACAAAACAGUGGAAGUUGUUUUUGUUUGGGGAAAAUAUAUAAGGGAAUUUCUUGUAUUCUCUAACCCGUCUGAAGUAGUUGGAAGAAGAAAAAUAACAGUUUAGGCUGCUGUGAAGAAGGUGGUUUGGAUGAUCUGUCUCCAUACUGAAGGACUUUGGGAAAUAAAGAAGGAAAAUAAGCUAGCUUUCUGUUGUCAAUAAAACAUAAUCAGUGUUACUGCAUAUCUUUUCUUACUUAAAGCAACUAUUUUUUCACCUAAAUCUAAGGACAAUCAAGCUAUCGCUCUUCUCUACUUUUCUCCCUAUUUGGCUGCCACAUUAAUAUAUUUCAAAUUCUUUAAUAUUGUUUUGAAUUUUUUCACACAAUCUUGUUAGACUCCUUGCAAAAAAACCCAACAACAAUCCUGGCCUCCUCCAGUAGAAACUAGGUGAAAUUGUUAGCAUUUCAGAAUCAGGCUGAUCCUUUAAGAUUUUGGUUUUCAAGUUACUGUUCAGAGGUUAUUCUACUUCACAUGAACGCUUGAUUGCUACAAAUAUUUCAUUGUUCAAAUGAUAAUCUCAUUUGGAUUGGGAAGGUACUUACUUAAACCUGCUGAUGGACUGUAUACAAUGGUUGUUUUCACUGUUGCAAUAUUCUUGUCUUCCAGUUUUCUUUGUUUUUCUUUUUAUACCAUGAACUUGCUAUAAAAGUUCUGGCUCAUCUUACUGUGUAUCAUAUUAUGUAUUUGAUCCCCUGUAACUAGUUUAGUUAGAUGUUAAUAAAUUUUACAUCUCAAAUACCA